AUGUCUGAAUUCUCGUUGCAAUAUGUUCCGCAAAAGGCAGUAAAAGGACAGGCAAUAGCAGACUUUCUCGCUCAUCACCCACUCUCAGAGCUCACGGCGUUUCGCGAAUUGGAAUUCGCUACCGUGACACUCGCUCCAUGGACCCUGUACUUUGAUGGUUCGCGGACUGACACCGCAGCCGGCGCCGGGAUAACCAUAGCCAAUCCCGCCGGAGAUCGCUUCUCCUGCUCGUUCCAGCUCGAUUUCAAAUGUACCAACAACCAGGCUGAGUACGAGGCGCUGAUCAUCGGCCUAGAGAUUUUGUUGGAUUUAGGAGUCCGCGAGGUUCAGUUCUUUGGCGAUUCUUUGUUGGUCGUUAACCAGCUGGUGGAAAAGUUUAAGUGCUUAAGCUCAUCAAUUGAGCCAUACCUGCGCAAGGCAUUUGAGGUGUUGGAUCGAUUUGACGACGUUUACAUCGAGCACAUACCACGUGAGUUCAACUUCGCCGCCAACUAG
Molecule: messenger RNA, 495 nt
Organism: Fragaria vesca subsp. vesca
Lineage: Eukaryota; Viridiplantae; Streptophyta; Magnoliopsida; Rosales; Rosaceae
Product: ribonuclease HI-like
Exons: 1
Coding region: 1-495 (164 amino acids)
Source: RefSeq, a predicted model, not a curated record